This is a messenger RNA of Gaeumannomyces tritici R3-111a-1, 420 nucleotides long. RefSeq lists its product as hypothetical. Bases 1 to 420 code for a protein of 139 amino acids. The transcript is spliced from 3 exons. Lineage: Eukaryota; Fungi; Ascomycota; Sordariomycetes; Magnaporthales; Magnaporthaceae. The record is from RefSeq and is a predicted model, not a curated record.
AUGCGCGCCCAAGGGUGUGAUUGCAAUCUGAUGGUGGCCACGUCGGCGCCACCGACCGAGAACUGCGACAUCUUGGGCCUGGGCGACGGGGCAGGCGACGAAUGGCGGCGUGCGCAAGAUGCGUGGCACGUCGCCCAUCAGCAGAGCUCCUCAGAUGCUGAUGAGCUGAUCAGGAGGGCAGCGCCGCGUGGAGCAGCGGCAUCGUCAAUAUGGGAGAUGCCGCCUUUACGCCAUCGCGAACACCCGCUGUGUUAUGAUGACAAAGCCACCCACGACAGGGUCGGCUGGAGCCAGUCCGCAACCACGACCCGCCACGCAUCCUCCGUCUUCGUCUCGAGCAGUUGCGGGCUGGGCACCGGGGCCAAGGGCCUGGACCCAACGCUGAUGUCAGGUUGGCGGCAUCUCCUAUUGGGUGCCUGA